Strongyloides ratti is the source of this 1518-nucleotide messenger RNA. RefSeq names its product Catalase. Gene Ontology annotation, molecular function: heme binding; catalase activity. The transcript has a single exon. Gene Ontology annotation, biological process: response to hydrogen peroxide; hydrogen peroxide catabolic process. Gene Ontology annotation, cellular component: mitochondrion; cytoplasm; peroxisome. Lineage: Eukaryota; Metazoa; Nematoda; Chromadorea; Rhabditida; Strongyloididae. The record is from RefSeq and is a predicted model, not a curated record. Bases 1 to 1518 code for a protein of 505 amino acids.
AUGCCAAAAAAUCCAGCUGAUCUACAACUUGAGAAUUUUAAAAAUUCUCAAAGUAAUCAAGAACGAUUAACAACAUCAUAUGGUGCACCUAUUGGAAAUAAAUUGGCAUCUCUUACAGUUGGAAAACGUGGAUUAAUGUUGAUGCAAGAUGUUGUCUAUAUGGAUGAAAUGGCACAUUUUGAUAGAGAACGUAUACCAGAACGUGUUGUUCAUGCUAAAGGUGCUGGAGCACAUGGUUAUCUUGAAAUAACUAAUGAUAUAACAAAAUAUUGUAAAGCUGAUAUAUUUAGUAAUGUCGGAAAGAAGACACCAUUAUUUGUACGUUUUUCAACAGUUGGUGGAGAGUUAGGUUCAGCUGACACAGUAAGAGAUCCUCGUGGCUUUGCUAUUAAAUUUUAUACAGAAGAAGGUAAUUGGGAUUUAGUUGGAAAUAAUACACCAAUUUUCUUUAUUCGUGAUCCAAUUUUUUUCCCAAGUUUUAUUCAUACACAAAAGCGUAAUCCUCAGACACAUCUUAAAGAUCCAACAGCUAUGUGGGAUUUUUGGGGUCAUAGACCUGAAUCUAUUCAUCAAGUUAUGAUUCUUAUGUCAGAUCGUGGUAUACCUGAUGGUUAUAGACAUAUGAAUGGUUAUGGUUCACAUACCUUUAAAUUAGUUAAUAAUGAUAAUCAAGCAGUUUAUUGUAAAUUUCAUUUUAAAACUAAUCAAGGAAUUAAAAAUUUACCUGUUGAUGUUGCUGGUAAAUUAGCAAGUGAAGAUCCUGAUUAUAGUAUUAGAGAUUUAUUUAAUGCAAUUGAAAAUGGAGAUUACCCAUCAUGGAAUUUUUAUAUUCAAGUUAUGACUUUUGAGGAAGCUGAAAAAUGUCCAUUCAAUCCAUUUGAUGUUACAAAAGUAUGGUCCCAUAAAGAUUAUCCACUUAUUCCAGUAGGAAAAAUGGUUCUUAAUCGUAAUCCAAAAAAUUAUUUUGCUGAAGUUGAACAGUCAGCCUUUUGUCCAGCUCAUGUUGUACCAGGAAUUGAAUUUUCACCAGAUCGUAUGUUACAAGGAAGAAUUUUUUCAUAUACUGAUACACAUUUUCAUAGACUUGGACCAAAUUAUAAUCAAUUACCAAUUAAUUGUCCAUUUAGAAGUCGCCCCUACAAUAUGCAAAGAGAUGGAAAUAUGGCUGUUUAUAAUCAAGAUUCUUCACCUAAUUAUCAUCCAAAUUCAUUUAAAGGUGCUACUGAAAAUAAAAAAUAUGUAGAAUCAAAAUUCCAUAUUUCUGGUGAUGUUGGUAGAUAUGAUGAUGGUGAUGAGGACAAUUUUUCACAACCUGCUAUCUUCUGGAACAAAGUUUUAGAUGAAGAAGGUAGAAAAAGACUUAUUAAUAAUAUUGCAGGAACAAUGAAAGGUGUUAAUGAGGCUGUAGUUAAUAGAGCUAUUGCUAACUUUGCUAAAGUUGAUAAAAGAAUGGGAGAAAUGCUUAGAAUGGCUGUUGAUAAAAUUAAUGCUAAUAUAAGAAUUAAAUCUAACAUUUGA